Columba livia (rock pigeon) is the source of this 2342-nucleotide messenger RNA. RefSeq names its product AUP1 lipid droplet regulating VLDL assembly factor (gene AUP1). The record is from RefSeq and is a predicted model, not a curated record. The coding region runs from base 223 to 2031 and encodes 602 amino acids. The transcript is spliced from 15 exons. Lineage: Eukaryota; Metazoa; Chordata; Aves; Columbiformes; Columbidae. Gene Ontology annotation, biological process: positive regulation of apoptotic process. Gene Ontology annotation, molecular function: ubiquitin binding. Gene Ontology annotation, cellular component: endoplasmic reticulum membrane; mitochondrial envelope.
GCCGGGCAGAGCGUGCGGCGGAAGCAGCUCGUCGGGGUCGCCGGGAUCGCCGGGCCCGCCAGCCCCGCCCCGCUGCCGGGGCCCGCGGCCAGAGGGCGGGAGCCGGGGGAGGCGCGGUGCACGCCGGGGAGGCGCUCCCAGGCUGCCCCGCGCGGGCGGGCGCGCGGCCGCGGGAAGAUGGCGGCGGGCGCGGGGCGGCGCUGAGGCCGCGGCGCGGCGGGGAUGGAGCCUGCGGGCCCGGGCCCCGAGCGGCUCUUCGACUCGCACCGGUUCCCGACCGACGGGUUCCUGCUGCUGGCCCUGCUGCUGUACGCGCCCGUGGGGCUGUGCCUGCUCGUCCUGCGCCUCUUCAUCGGCGCCCACGUCUUCCUGGUCAGCUGCACCCUGCCCGACAGCGUCCUGCGCCGGUUCGUUGUACGUGUGAUGUGCUCGGUGCUGGGCUUGUUUGUGCGGCAAAGCGACCCCCGGCUUCGCGACUCCAGCGCGCGCGUGUACAUCGCCAACCACGUGACGCAGUUCGACCACAACGUCGUCAGCCUUCUGACCUCGUGUAGCACGCCCGCGCUGAACGCUGCCCCCGGCUUCCUCUGCUGGUCGCGGGGGUUCCUGGAGCUGGGAGCCGGCAGCCGAGCGGAGCUGGUGCAUUCUCUGAAGGCGUACUCGUCCCACGGGGCCAACCCCCCGCUGCUGCUCUUCCCAGAGGAGGCGGCCACCAACGGCCGGGCUGGCCUGCUGCGCUUCAGCUCCUGGCCAUUCUCCCUGGCAGACGUGGUGCAGCCCGUGGCCCUGCAUGUCCAGAGGCCCCUGGUCACUGUGAGCGUCGCUGACUCCUCCUGGAUCACAGAGCUGCUCUGGACCUUCUUUGCUCCCUUCACAGUUUAUCAAGUAAGGUGGCUGCCGUCUGUCCCCAGACGAGCUGAAGAGCCGAGCGAGGAUUUUGCGCUCCGAGUUCAGGAGGCAACGCUGAAAUGCACCACUGAGGCCCUGCAGAAAUCAGUUCCCCGUGCUCUCGCCCUCGCCGUGGCGCCACGCAGGCCUGCACCGCUGACACCCCGAGCGGGGCCACGCGUCCUGCGUGUCCUGUACAUGUGGUUCUUUGCGUUUCUGCAGCUCCUGGCCGUGGAGCUGGGUGUGGUAUCCACACGGCUCACCGCAGCAGACAAAGCUGAGCACAUGAAGAGGCUGAGACACACGUCGCUGCUCCCCUUCGCCCCUGGCUCCAGCCAGCCCCUGGCCGCCCGGCCCCGGGGCCCCUCCGGCCGUGGCACUGCCGAGGACGUGCGGAUCGCGGCGAUGGCACAGCGGGUGAAGGAGGUGCUGCCCCACGUGCCUCUGGAGGUCAUCGAGACAGACCUGGCCCGCACCAGCUGUGUGGACACCACCAUCGCCAACCUGCUGGAGGGCAGCGUGCCAUUCUGCCCUGAGGGCGGCGAGGACAGCGCUGACCUGCCCGCCCCAGCCCCCUCCCCGCCCGCAGCCGCGGCCGGCACCCAGGGCUCCGUGGCAGCACCUGCCAAGCCAGCCCCAAAGCAGUUCGCGAAGUCCCCCGUGGAGCGGCACCUGUCCCUGCAGGAGCGGAAGCGAGCGCUGUAUGACUACGCCAGGAGGGCCCUGCUGGCGCUGGGCUCCCUGGCCUGGGAGGACGCCGGCGCCGGGCAGGAGAGCGAGCAGCCUGGGCAGGGCGAGCUGCCCCCUCCCUGCAGCCAGCUGCAUCCCGGCUGGCCCCACGUGCAGCAGCAGGACGUGCCGGAGGAAGCCGAACGGAGGGAGCAACACCUGCCAGCAUCCCUGACCAGGACCUGUGCCCGCCGCCCACCGCGUUUGUCCCCAAAGGAGUUUGCCUUUGUGUGCUCCCCCCAGCCGGUGCUGUGGAGCCUGCAGGGAGGUGCAGUGGGGAGGAAGAAGAGACUUUUCAGUUCGGAGCUGCUGCUGCUCUUCAUCCCCUCGCUGCUGCUCAGCCACCUGCUGACCCUGGGCCUGGGGAUCUACAUCGGGAAGCGGCUGGCGGCCUCCUCGGCAAACCCGCUGUGAAGAGCUGGGCUCAGCGAGGACGGGCGGCUCCGCUCUGUGUGGAGGGAACCCGGGCACCAGCGCAGCCCAGCUGCUCCCAGACUGCGUUGUGGCACAAGGCGGCAUCUCCCUUGUCCCUUUUUAGUCCUGGUCUAGGGAGGUGACCCCCACGUAGACAGGUCCCGCUGAUGGCGGCUCCCUGCCGCAGGCAGCCCCGCCCUCCCCAGCCCUCGGUUACGGGUCCAGGUUCCUUCUCUUUAGCACAAGACUGUAAAUACGACUCCUGAGCCUGCAACGCCACGUGUGAAUAAAGAGCCUGUGCCAGCUCGGCA